GACGAGGACGAUGACUUCGACGACGUGCCGCUGCAGCACCAGCGGCCGUUUGGAGCUGGGCUGCAUAGGAAACCCAUAGCCUUCGUCUCGGCGACUGGCGAGAGCCAGCUCAAGUCAGUCGACGACAACGCGCCCGCGGACAAGCCCAAGACAGAUGUGGCAGACCUGUACCUCAGCAUGGUCCUGCCCGAGGACAGCGCGCGGUCCAAAUCAGCGCCGCCGGCCGCAAGCCGCACCAGAGAAGACGACGGCCAACCGCCGCCGUCAGAAGAAACAUGCGCCGUCUGCAACCUGCCCGUCGGCGCGGACCGGGCAUCGCACGAGCAGUCUUUCGCGCACCAGGUCUGCCUGCCGCACUCGCAGCCGCCGUCCGCCCUGGACCGCUCCCGCAUGGGGCUCGCCUACCUGGCCGCCUACGGCUGGGACCCCGACGCGCGGAAGGGGCUCGGCGCCGCGCAGCAGGGCAUCCAGUACCCGAUCAAGCCCAGGCCGAAGGACGACAACCUCGGCGUCGGCAUGCACGUGCCCAAGGGGCAGCCGCCGCCGCCGCCGCCCAAGAAGAAGGAGCAGCUGCUGGACGCCAAGAAGGUCCGGAAGAUGGCGCUCGACGAGAAGAAGCGGGCGGCCCGGAUCCGGGAGGAGCUGUUUGGCGACGGCAGGCUGGAGAAGUACCUCGGCCCGGGCGCG
This is a messenger RNA of Thermothielavioides terrestris NRRL 8126, 687 nucleotides long. RefSeq lists its product as uncharacterized. Gene Ontology annotation, molecular function: nucleic acid binding. Lineage: Eukaryota; Fungi; Ascomycota; Sordariomycetes; Sordariales; Chaetomiaceae. The record is from RefSeq and is a predicted model, not a curated record. The transcript has a single exon. The annotation marks the transcript as partial.